Messenger RNA from Lachancea meyersii CBS 8951, 1770 nucleotides. The record is from the annotation of a GenBank genome assembly. NCBI's taxonomy places the organism in Eukaryota, Fungi, Ascomycota, Saccharomycetes, Saccharomycetales, Saccharomycetaceae.
AUGAGCAGUCUCAGAGGAUUGUCCAACAAGGCCAAGAAGCCUGACCUGGUACUCAGCUUCUACGAAGGUGGUAGCUUUCUCAAAAAUAUCAAAUUAUUGAAGGGCAUUAGUCGCAAGCACGACAAGCACGACAAGCACGACAAGCACGACAAGCACGACAAGCACGACAAGCACGACAAUCACGAGAAGACUGAAAAGCCCAGCAGCGCCAAUGCUGGUGAAUCUAUUGAAUCGUCUUCCAAAACAGCAAAAGCUAUUUCCUCGACAAAUCCAGGUUUAGAGCUUGGAGCUCCAUUGCUCAGUAUGAGCUCUGCAGAGUCCGUUCUAUCUGCAGAUGACGACUUGGAAGACAGGGACUGCAUUUCACCCGUGGUAGGACAGUUUUCGGAACAGCAGAAUCACUCUCCAUUCAGAAAUUCAUUCAGUGCCGAGUUAUCUCGGAAAACAGUGUCCAAAUCGAGCCAGUAUAGUUUCCUGGGGACCUCAGCUUCUCUCGCAACUUCGAAAAGAGAAGACAACAAUAACAACGCUGUGUUUGCUCGUAUGAAGAUAUCCAGGGGCCAGUACCAUGGAAUCAAAAAGGACACUUUUACAGCUAGCCAUGCCUCGAAGGGCAAGCUAAGAAGGAUUCAUUCGAUGUUUGCUUCUCAAAAAGAGGCAUCACAGGUAUACGAUGACCCGCAGCCAACUUCUUUGAACGAAAAAGACAGUUCAAGUACCGUCAAGUCCCCAACUUUCAAAUCUAACCUCGAGAGAAGCGGCAUUUGCCAUUAUUACGACGACAAAACGGACGACCAUCUUCCUCGCAUUAGCGUAGAGACUCUUGUCGAGAUUAUGGAUGGGCGUUUCAAUGGACACUACGAAGGCAUACACAUAGUCGAUUGCAGGUUUGAAUACGAAUAUCAGGGUGGCCAUAUCGGGCAGGCCAUCAACAUCAACACGCGCAGUGCUUUGGAGUCUCAAUUUAUCAGAGACAGAAGUGCGGUUAAUGACCACAAACAACCACCUCUGAUGGUGUUUCACUGCGAGUUCAGCUCAUACAGAGGUCCUAUCAUGGCAUCACACUUGAGAAACUGUGAUCGAAUGAUAAAUCACGACAGCUAUCCUGAGUUGCACUACCCCGACAUUCUCAUCGUUGAAGGUGGUUACAAGUCCUUUUUUGACAAGUAUAGCGAUAGAUGUUUCCCUCGCCGCUAUAUUGGCAUGGAUUCUCAAGAGCACGUCCAGUUAUGCGAGAGCGAAAUGGAGAAAUUUCGUGAAGACAACAAAAGAAUAGCAACUCGUGCCAGCUCAAAUCAAUCGCUUAACAAAAUAGGAACACUUUCGCGACCUAGGCUAGCAUGGCCAAAUAAUAGUAUCCGGUCCCAGAGUCAGUCGAUUCUUCCAGACACGGAAGUUAGGCCAGAUUUGCCAUAUCCGUCUCGCUACACGACAAAAAGCAGCAUUUCAUUUAAGUAUGAAGCUCCACCAAAGCUCUCGUUCUCGAACUACUGUACCAGCGUGGAAAGUGGGAGUCCCAGCAGUAUUUGUAGCAGCAAUGCAAGCAGCGGACUACUCUCUGUGGACGAAUUUUGCGAUGACACCGGAAGUACAGAUCUGGACAACAUAAGUUAUGAAGAACCCUUUGCUGCUCAUUCGCACCAAAACAGUGAGGACUCUGCAUUUGCAUUAAAGAACACGAAAAGGUCUUUGUUUGGCUCCAUUUUGAAGGAACAAGAUGGGGAGGAAGUCACCCCUACCAGUGCUUCUUUGCAUUAUCCAAAAAAUUAG